Molecule: messenger RNA, 2655 nt
Organism: Ctenocephalides felis (cat flea)
Lineage: Eukaryota; Metazoa; Arthropoda; Insecta; Siphonaptera; Pulicidae
Gene: Gprk1
Product: G protein-coupled receptor kinase 1
Exons: 18
Coding region: 389-2464 (691 amino acids)
Biological process (GO): regulation of signal transduction; protein phosphorylation; G protein-coupled receptor signaling pathway
Molecular function (GO): G protein-coupled receptor binding; ATP binding; G protein-coupled receptor kinase activity
Source: RefSeq, a predicted model, not a curated record
ACCCGUCGUGUACCCGUCGUGUACCGUGCCAUUGCCAUUGCGCGUAUUCAGUGCCGUACAAACGUACAAUUCGGUAUGGCUUAGUGUGCGGUGCAUUUUCUACCCAUAGUGCCAUUGUGCCGUAUGUACGUACUCCGGCAUCGACUGCUCUGCCGACUUGUAUCGCUUCGCCACUAAACCGUACUUAUUCAGUGAUGAGUGGGUUUUUAUGUGCCGCACAUUAUGUUCGGCGCGUUCGCGUUUCGAGUGCAAAAUGUUCUCUCUGCUGAGCAAACGUUUGUCUAAAAUCUAAUGAUUUUACUGGCGCUCUAUGACAUGUGUGAUAUAAGGUGUUGUGCUCUAGUGAAUAUGUGUUAAUGCAACUCGUUAUAUAGAUUAGUUUUACAAGAUGGCGGACUUAGAGGCGGUGCUGGCAGAUGUCAGCUACCUGAUGGCCAUGGAAAAGUCCAAAUGCACCCCGGCGGCCAGAGCCAGUAAGAAAAUCAUACUGCCCGACCCUAGUGUGCGAAGUGUUAUGCAUAAAUACCUGGAGAAAAAGAAUGAAGUCAACUUCGAUAAAAUAUUUAAUCAAACAUUAGGAUAUCAGUUAUUCAAAGACUAUUGUGAAAAUGCAUCAGAAGAACCAAUACCACAGCUUAAAUUUUAUGAAGAGAUUAAACAGUAUGAAAAGACUGAAUGCCCUGACGAGAGGCGAAAACUUUCAAAAGAAAUAUAUGAUAAUUAUAUUAUGAAAGAAAUGCUUGCCCAUUCGCAUCAUUAUUCAAAAUCAACAAUAUCACACGUUCAUAAGCAUUUAAUAAAAAACGAAGUUCCAGUGACUCUAUUUGAGCCUUACAUAGAAGAAAUAUUCAAUCAUUUACGAGGAGAACCUUUUAUUAAGUUUUUAGAAAGUGAUAAGUAUACUAGGUAUUGCCAAUGGAAAAAUUUAGAAUUAAAUAUACAACUUACAAUGAACGACUUCAGCGUGCACCGAAUAAUUGGUCGAGGAGGCUUUGGAGAGGUAUAUGGAUGUCGAAAAGCCGAUACAGGGAAAAUGUAUGCGAUGAAAUGUCUAGACAAAAAGCGAAUUAAAAUGAAGCAAGGAGAAACUUUAGCUUUAAAUGAACGGAUUAUGUUGUCACUCGUCAGCACCGGUGCUGAUUGUCCAUUCAUAGUUUGUAUGACAUAUGCAUUUCACACACCUGAUAAAUUGUGUUUUAUACUGGAUUUAAUGAAUGGAGGAGAUUUACAUUAUCAUUUAUCACAACACGGCGUUUUCGGUGAAUCCGAAAUGAAAUUUUAUGCCGCUGAAGUAAUACUAGGCUUGGAGCAUAUGCAUAGAAGAUUCAUUGUAUAUCGAGAUUUAAAACCGGCAAAUAUCCUGUUGGAUGAGCAUGGACAUGUCCGUAUAUCGGAUUUAGGACUUGCUUGCGACUUUUCAAAAAAGAAGCCACACGCAAGCGUCGGCACACAUGGCUAUAUGGCACCUGAAGUGUUAUCUAAAGGUACGCCAUACGAUUCAAGCGCAGAUUGGUUCAGCUUUGGUUGUAUGCUGUAUAAGCUUUUGAAAGGUCAUUCGCCGUUUCGACAACACAAAACGAAAGACAAACACGAAAUUGACAGGAUGACAUUAACUAUGAAUGUAGAGCUUCCGGAAUCAUUUAGCAAAGAAUUACGAUGUUUGCUGGAAAGCCUUCUUCAACGUGAUAUUGAUAAAAGGCUCGGAUGCAAAGGAAAUGGGGCGGAUGAAGUAAAGGAGCAUGCAUUUUUUUCUGGCAUUGACUGGCAACAAGUUUACUUGCAAAAAUAUACUCCUCCAUUAAUACCUCCACGAGGCGAAGUGAAUGCAGCCGAUGCAUUCGAUAUUGGAUCUUUUGACGAGGAAGACACAAAAGGAAUAAAGCUUACUGAAGCUGAUCAAGACCUGUAUAAAAAUUUUUCAUUGGUAAUUUCUGAGCGAUGGCAAUCAGAAGUUGUUGAAACUGUCUUUGAAAGUAUUAAUCAAGAAGCUGAUAAAAUGGAAAAUAAACGUAAAGCUAAACAGAAGCAACGUUUUGAUCUGAAUGAAAAAGAAUCCGAUUGUAUUCUUCACGGUUUUAUUAAAAAAUUAGGGGGGCCUUUUGCUUCCGCAUGGCAAACACGGUAUGCGAAACUGUAUCCAAAUCGAUUAGAGAUGCAUUCUGAGAGUGGGAGCACGAAACCGGAGUUGAUAUUUAUGGAUCAAAUAGAAGAAGUAGCUCCGGAUUUGGUAUCUAUUAAAAAUGAACAAUGCAUUGUUAUGCGGACACGCGAAGGAAAACUUGUGUUAACGAAUCCAGAUGAAAUUGGUUUGAAGGAAUGGGCUUUAUCUUUGCGAACUGCUCAUAAAACUUCACAGGAGUUGCUGGGUUCAGUGGCAAAGAAAGCAGGCAAAAUAUAUGGAACAGGAAAAGAACAGUCAAAAUUGUCACAUGUAAAUAAUACACGUAAUGCUAAUGGAAACUAGUUAUCUGCAAGAUAAAUUGAUAAACAUCUUGCAAGACGUUAGUUGCUUAUAUCCCUUUCGUGCAGUGUUGCCAUGAUGUAAUUGGUUUUUCGAACCAAGGACAGUUGUACUUAUGUUUUAUCAUGUUUGUGUAAUUAAUAAUAACAUUAAUAAUAAUAUGGAAAAAUUGUACUUAAUCAUUAAACACUCGC